GUCGACAAUCAGCUUCAGACGUUAGAUUCAGAAUGAGUGAAGACCAAGAACUCUUAGCCAGGAUCGGCCGCCUUGCUGGGCAAAUCAACCAGCACAAGAGUCAACUUACGCCUCUCUCACGCGGCGGUUACGCUAGCGCCCCAUCGCAUACCAGCUAUGGUAGCAUUCACAGGCCUCAUCCUGGCUGGGCACCUUAUCGUGGACGUGGCCGGCCUCCUUCAAGACGCGCUGCUGGACCCCAUCGCCACCGAACUCUCGUCCUCAAUAACAAAACACCCAACCCCGACACUGCGGAUAGCAGCUCAUCUACCACUGUACCUGGCGACAUGAAUGUCGAAGCAAAACCGCCACAGCAAACUGGGUGGGUAGCGAAACGCGAUCGUCACAUGCAACUUAUCAAUACCGCAAUCUACGACCAGGAAGCCCAAGCGAGAACGAAAGCUAUUGAAGAGACCCGCAAGCUAAAGGCACAGAAAAAAGCGGAGCUGGAAAAAGCGAAAGUCUUAAGAUUUGCGCAGCAUAUUGUUGCUCCGACUGCAGAAGCCGCCGCUGCUGGUGUACGUCCGGAUUCAUACAAGAUCGUCAUACAAGAAAUCCCCUUCCAAGUUAUUAAAGGAGGGAGCAAGUUAAUCCGAUUAUCAAAUGACCCCACAGCCGCAAAUGCGACUCCGAAAAAAGUAAACGUUGGUGGCGUGACAUUUGUCAGAAGCAAGAACGGGAACCUACAUCGGUUAGGGGCCGUGGUUUCAAAGAAGAAAACCGGGGCUGUUAGGAAAAAGGAUGAACUCUGCAAGAGAUUUACUGCGACGGGUUCCUGCUAUAAGGGGCCUAAGUGCUCAUAUAUUCACGAUCCGAAUAAGGUUGCCAUCUGCAAGGAAUUUCUUCAAACAGGUAAAUGCAGUGCAGGACCAUCGUGCGAUCUUUCGCAUGAGCCAUCACCAGAGAGAUCUCCUGCCUGCGUCCACUUCAUUCGUGGCCGCUGUUCUAACCCCGCAUGUCGAUAUGCGCACAUCCGAGUGACACCAGGAGCGCCAGUGUGUCGGGAUUUUGCUAUCCUGGGAUACUGCAGCAAAGGUGACCAGUGUCAGGACCGCCAUGUUAUAGAGUGUCCAGACUAUGCGAACAUGGGCAAGUGUGCCAAGCAAAAAUGCCCGUUACCGCACAUUGACCGAGCGGGCCAAAUCCGCAAACUCGCCGCUAAUAAGGCAGAUAACAACACCCACGCUACGGAAAAUCCAGGAGAAUAUGCGGACGAUGUAUCUAGUGAAGAGGAGGCAUACGACGAGAUUGAUUCUGAUGAUGUUGAUUCUGAUGAGCUUGAUGACGACGAACCCGAAGUGAUCAUCCCUGGUGCACAUGCAGGAGAAGAGGUCACCCAGCAACACGACUUCAUCAAAUUCUAAGUAUCUGUUCAUGUCUGAUCUAACAUACAUGCAUACACACAGGGCCAGAUUUUCUCUACCAUAGAGCUGGAUCUCUGUACCCUUCCAGAGUGCAACAUGGCCGACAACUGUUCCAGGAUACCCAUACUCAAAGUUAUCCCAGGCGUUGGGAAUAGCUAAAAUUCAACAUCCCAGACAAAAAGCACAAAUUCUUCAUUUGAACCCCAUCGGGGAGAUAUCAUAUCACUCCCUAUCUACCACAUGUACUAUCGUUGCGAUGGUGCAUUUUCCCUGCUUUUCUUUUCCACGACAGCAUUCAGAUUGCAUGGUAUUGUCUUACCUCUCUCGCUGUGAUUCCCCUGGGAACUGCUUUGCUAGAUUUUCGGGAGAGGGGUUUAUUUCCCUUUACAUAUGCCGCACAGCCAUUAGUGAUUUCUUUUUUCUACAUUGGAGCAGGCGUUUUGUAGUAUCCUAUCCAUUCAUGGCUCAGUAUUCAUUAUCAUGAUAUAUAUAUUUUGGAGAAGCAGAAUUUUGUUCUCAUCUAUUACGCGAAAGAGAAUAAUGGACAAGAAAGAAAAGAAAAGUAAAAAGUAAAUGAAAUAAAAAUAGUUACUUCAA
This is a messenger RNA of Coccidioides immitis RS, 2000 nucleotides long. Its product is annotated as CCCH zinc finger protein. Gene Ontology annotation, cellular component: nucleus. The transcript has 5 exons. Gene Ontology annotation, molecular function: metal ion binding. The record is from RefSeq and is a predicted model, not a curated record. Lineage: Eukaryota; Fungi; Ascomycota; Eurotiomycetes; Onygenales; Onygenaceae. Bases 33 to 1403 code for a protein of 456 amino acids.